Molecule: messenger RNA, 879 nt
Organism: Chaetomium globosum CBS 148.51
Lineage: Eukaryota; Fungi; Ascomycota; Sordariomycetes; Sordariales; Chaetomiaceae
Exons: 2
Coding region: 1-879 (292 amino acids)
Source: RefSeq, a predicted model, not a curated record
AUGCCUUCUUACACCUCCAAGACUCUCCUUUCCGCCCUUGCGGGUGCGGUGUCCGUUGCCGCCCACGGCCAUGUCACCAACAUCGUCAUCAACGGCGUCUCGUACGAGGGCUUCGACCCCACCAGCUUCCCCUACAACCCGAACCCGCCGACGGUUGUUGGUUGGACCGAGGGCAACUCGGACAACGGCUUCGUUGCCCCCGAUGCCUUUGGCAACGGUGAUAUCAUCUGCCACAAGUCCGCUACCAACGCUGGUGGCCAUGCCGUUGUUGCCGCCGGCGACUCCGUCUUCAUCCAGUGGGACACCUGGCCCGAGUCCCACCACGGCCCCGUCAUCGACUACCUCGCCAGCUGCGGUGACGCCGGCUGCGAGACCGUCGACAAGACCAGCCUUGAGUUCUUCAAGGUCGCCGAGGCUGGCCUGAUUGACGGCACCAACGCCCCUGGUUUCUGGGCUUCCGACCAGCUGAUUGCCAACAACAACUCCUGGAUGGUCAAGAUCCCCGAGGGCAUUGCCCCUGGCAACUACGUCCUUCGUCACGAGAUCAUCGCCCUGCACAGCGGUGGCCAGCCCAACGGCGCCCAGAACUACCCGCAGUGCUUCAACCUGCAGUCCUCCUCUGCCGAUCACCGGGCUCGCUCGGCCAUCACCGGCUCUGCCACUUCUCCCCCCGCCGGCUCUGCCACCGCCCCGCCUGCGGCCUCCACCACCACCGCCGGCUCUGACGCUGGCGCCACCGAGGUCCCUUCCACCCCCGAGCCCACCCCUGAGCCCACCCCUUCCACCACCACCUCGGCCGGCGGCAACGCCCCGCGCCCGACUCGCUGCCCUGGCCUGAAGAAGCGCCGCCACGCCCGGGAUGUCCGCGCCAAGAACUAA